AUGGACAAAACUCAAACUCAGCUGGUCGUCUUAUUGGCAGCUAUCACUGCCGGUUCAGUUGUGACUUUCGAGUACCUACGGUGGUCUGAUUCACGGCUGAAGACUCAACCAGUGUCCUUAGUUGCGCAGACUACACCCGAGACUCCUCAAGUUACGAUUCAUCCUGGAAAGAAAGAGGAGAGUGCUCGGCAGUCUCAGGUCGAUACCUCCACCAAUCAGUCCGCUGUGAAAACCACAGUGGAGACUUACCCCGAAAAACCUGAAGAGGGUGGUCAGGAGUCACAAAACGAUGUUUCCCCGAACCCGCCUGUCGCCGAGACCACAACACAGCGUCCUGGGGUCCCAUGCCAUUGCGAUCCGUGCAAGGAGCACAGCCAACGGUCUCAGAUGGAUACCUCCGCAAAUCGGCCUGCCAUGAUUUCUAGAGAUAAGGAGAACCGAACCACACUCGAUGUCCAUCUCAUUCAGUCGAGAUUUAACUUCCAGUGCUCCUGUGACUUGCACGCAAAGCAGCUUUACUUCAACUGGCCUUGGACAUGCAAUUCAAAGCACAACGAGGACGACAUCAUCCUUCAACCCAAUUCACGACCUACCCUAAUCCAAGAUCACGAAGAUGGUAUUUACGAACCCCUGUUACUGGCACACCGCACCAUCGAGUACUUCUCUCGCCCCGAAUCUGCCAUGGACUCCAGCCAAACCGCGGCCCUUGCCCAAUGGCGCAAAAGCCACGAGCGCACCCGCGUCCUCGACAUGCUAGCCCAGCACGACAUCCGCAACAAAGACACGCAGUUCUUAACAGAUUGGGUCGUCUCGCAGCUCAACGAAAUCUUCUUCUUCGGCGCAAUCAAGAGCCUCGAAACAGUCUGGAACACCAAUGAGCUGGACAGCGAACACGGCAUACUAGGAGACGCAAUUACAAAACUCAAAGACGGAAACAACCACUCGUUCAUUCGCCUCCACCCAACACGUCGCUGCUACACACAAUCAGAGUACAAGCGUACAGGCAAGACCCUCGCGGAAGAACGCAUGGGAUGCAUUCUACACGAGAUGCUACAUAUCUUCCUGGAUCAACAUAUGUCUUCUCAUGGAAGGGCGUGGCAGCGGAUUGCAAGGAAGAUUGAGGAGCAGAGCUUGCGUCUGUUGGGUAUCGAGGCGGAUGUAAAUCGACUGUCUAGCUUUAUGAAUGAUUGGCAGGACUACGAUACUAGGGAGAAUGUUAGUAUUUGCGAUUUGCAGGAUUGGGGCUUUUGGGAGAGGCCUGAAUAUGACGUGUAG
Messenger RNA from Alternaria viburni, 1275 nucleotides. RefSeq lists its product as uncharacterized. Lineage: Eukaryota; Fungi; Ascomycota; Dothideomycetes; Pleosporales; Pleosporaceae. The record is from RefSeq and is a predicted model, not a curated record. The transcript is spliced from 2 exons. Bases 1 to 1275 code for a protein of 424 amino acids.